CACAGAUGCGAAUCAAAAAAGUCGACUAAAGCAAGAGGAAUAUAGGUGUCCGAGUGCGCUGUAGCGAUGCUGCAAGUGGAAAUGAUCCUAUUCGUGGGUGUGAUUCUGUGGAUGUGUGUAUUUAGUCAAGAGCCCAGCUCAAAGGUGAUGGCUGAUCGAUACGCUGUCUACUGGAACCGAAGCAACCCCAGGUUUCACCGUGGAGACUAUCACAUCGACGUCUGUAUAAACGACUACCUGGACGUCUACUGUCCGCACUAUGAGGACUCGGUCCCUGAGGAGAGAGCGGAGCGUUAUGUGCUCUACAUGGUCAACUACGACGGCUACAGCACGUGUGACCACACGGCCAAGGGCUUCAAGCGCUGGGAGUGCAACCGGCCGCACUCGCCCAACGGCCCGCUCAAGUUCUCCGAGAAGUUCCAGCUCUUCACGCCUUUCUCGCUGGGCUUCGAGUUCAGACCGGGACGAGAGUAUUACUACAUCUCAUCUAUGAUCACAGAAACCGGGAGAAGGUCGUGUCUCAAGCUGAAAGUCUUCGUGAGACCACCGAAUGGCUGCGAGAAAACCAUAGGCGUUCAUGACCGCGUUUUUGUCGAUGACAAAGUAGAAAAUGCAUUAGAACCAAGAGACGACACCAGUCACGAAGCUGAACCGUCCCGGAGCGACGUGUCGACUUCAGGCCUGCGGCACCAAACGUCUCGCCCCCUGCUGGCCCUGCUGCUGCUCUGCAUCUCUGUCUUCUUCACCUUAUAGCCCCUCGAGCG
Molecule: messenger RNA, 764 nt
Organism: Carassius auratus (goldfish)
Lineage: Eukaryota; Metazoa; Chordata; Actinopteri; Cypriniformes; Cyprinidae
Product: ephrin-A5b
Exons: 5
Coding region: 67-753 (228 amino acids)
Biological process (GO): ephrin receptor signaling pathway; regulation of actin cytoskeleton organization; axon guidance
Cellular component (GO): external side of plasma membrane; plasma membrane
Molecular function (GO): ephrin receptor binding
Source: RefSeq, a predicted model, not a curated record